CAGACUGAUGAGGAGGAGAGAGCUGCUCUCUCUCUCUCUUAAUACUUAUCCCCCUCCUCCUCUGCCAUCCUCGCCAAUCGCCAUAGCCAACCUCCCUCCACCCCUCAACCCUAAAAACCUGAACGGAAUCCACUUCUCGGCCCCCCACAGCAGGCGCCUGCCAGGUGUUUGAGGUGGGGUUGCCAUGGAGCCACCAGUCAAGGAGGAUGCCAUACGCCUCGACUCCAAAGAUUUCUAUGGUUGCAAGUUUGAAAAGUUUGCUCGUUCUGUUGACAACCGGCUGCUCGUCCGUUCUAAUUCAGACCUGCACACAUUCAAGCUGCGUUGGGACAAGAAUCAUUCCGACAGCCAAGCUGUAAGAAGGUGGAUCAAGUAUGCAGUGAAUCAUAACGUGAAAGUUCUCAAUGUGAUCCUUCAUGAUUAUGACGAGAGUGAAUUGCCUCCUGCCAUCUUCACCUGCCAUUCACUCCAGGAGCUGAAUUUGCAGUUGGGGGUAACUCCUGAAGCUGUGUUCGGUUGAGAGGGAUUUGAAGGGGGUUUGGCAGGGAUUGAAGUGGAUUUAAUCCCCUACAAGUAAAAACCUCCCCAAAUCCCCUUCAAUCCUCUUGUGGAGGGGUGUAACCGAACAAGGCCUGAAGGUGAUUUCGACAAUUAUGGGCAUGUAAUGCCAUGUGGAAUCAACCUUCCUUCCCUCGGGAAGUUGACUCUGAGUGAUGUGAAAGUAUACCAGGAUUCUCUGGACGCUUUGAUUGCUCACAGCCCUCACCUGGAAGACAUUCAUUUGAUACAGCCUGCCAUGUUUCUUGACCUCAUAGCCUCCAAGGUGUUAAAAAGGCUGACCAUUGAUGGCUACAUAGAUCCACACAAGGGUUUUACAAUUUCUGCUCCUCAUCUGGUAAGCUUUGAGUGCACGGAUUACCAACUGGAAGAUAUUUCUUGGAGAGACCAGCCAACUCUAGAGAGUGCACACAUUGAUACUUGUGGGAGUACGUUUGAUGGCGAAACUAAGUAUACCGAAAUGCUUCUGCAUGCCAAUAAACUUGCCUUAUUUGGUCUCGACAUAAAGGUUAUGCUGGACAAUGAGUUGCCAACAUGCUCAGCAUUUCAGAGCCUCACAAGUCUGGAAAUCGGAGGAUGGCAUCUGGCUGAGGACCUAUACGCCGUGCUCCGCCUCCUUAAGCUUUCACCAAGGCUAGAAAAGCUCAAACUGGUGCAUGACUCGGGUAAAGGAGCGGGCGCGGAUGCUCAGCCAACAAACGGAAUGACCUUCGGGUGCCGGCUUCUUCACAGCGUGACGAUACAAUGCACCAACGGCGACGAAGGGGUUGACAAGCUGGUGAGUGUUGUGGUGGCGAACGGGGUCAGCCUGUACAAGAUACAUGUCACCAUGACUUACCGUGAGUAUAUCGAGAAGAGGGCCUCUGAGCUAGAGGAUAAGGCGUCCGUCGCUGAGGAACCGGCGAAGAAGGUGAGACUUUGCUGAUCAUCUGCAAGAAGAUGGCGAACUCCAGAGACCAUGGAGACACGCUGCUGAUCAUUUGAGCUGAGCAGGAUGGCAUCCACAAAUCACAAGCACGAACCGUGAUGAUUUUGAGAGCUGUUUACUGAGCCAUCCUCCUGCCUUGUGUCUCUGGCCUUUCCUUUUGUUCUGAGACUCCUACUGACGGAUUGUGUCUGUAUAUAUGCUCUACUGAUUUACAACUUGUCUAGUUGCACUGGUCACUGGUGUAGCGCAUGGUUUGGACUGUUUCGCAUCGCAUCACCUGGACAGCAUGUUUUCUCUAUGUCGC
Triticum dicoccoides is the source of this 1790-nucleotide messenger RNA. RefSeq lists its product as uncharacterized. Lineage: Eukaryota; Viridiplantae; Streptophyta; Magnoliopsida; Poales; Poaceae. Bases 665 to 1483 code for a protein of 272 amino acids. The transcript is spliced from 4 exons. The record is from RefSeq and is a predicted model, not a curated record.